GAGAAAUGGUAACUUUGGUAAGUUGAUUAAUCGUGUGGGUGGUUAACUUUCAAAUCCUAACAAUUUUUUCUUUCAAAUCCUAACAAUUUUUUUUCCGUAUUUCUUAACGCUCUAAAAUUUGUGCUCAUAUCCAAGCAAAUCCCAUUUCUUUUAAAAUUACACCCAUUCUAAACCUCUAAAAUCUUUUUCCAAAUUCACCACAGCGAGAGAGAGAAUAAAAGAAGAAAAUUUGUGGAAGAAGUACUGAACUCUACCUAUUCUUCAGGAAGACCUUACAGGAUAAAGGCAAGAAUGAUGAUGACAAUGAUAUGGCCUAGUGAUGAAAAAAGUAGCAAGCACUCAUGUUAAGUUUAUUACAUGGACCACAGUCUUGCUAAUGAGCUCUACUCGGAAAGUUUGCAGCUAUCAAAUGUUGAAUUGGGUUCAACAUCAACUGCCAACACUAAGCAGUUUGAUUCACACGACUUUGAUGAGGAUGACCCAUGGUAUGAAGAUGGAUCCUCUUGGAAUGAUUCUAUUGAGGAUUUGGAUAAAGCAUCUGAUUUGGACAGGGAGUGGCAGAGGAGGCGCGAUCAGUUCCAUACGCUUGGAUAUCGUAAUGGUGUCAUGAAGGGGAAAGAAGCUGCUAUGCAGGAGGGGUUUAAUAUUGGAUUUAAAGAAUCUGUGUAUGCUGGGUUCAACUGGGGUCUUGUUAGAGGCAUUACUAGUGCUAUGACUUGCCUUUCGGAUGAGUUGAAAGUACGGUUAGUUGAGACACAGGAAAAGAGAAAUAAGUUCCAGGGCUUGUAUGAAUGUGCACAUUCUCUUUCAACAGCUGAUGCACUGAAGUUGUUCCAUCGGGAUAUCCUGACAGAGAAGUCAGUGAAACAGCACGAGGAUGCUGAGCCCAACUCCUACAAGGCUGAUUUGCAAGAUCAAAGUUCAGAUGGCAGUCUCCUGAGAAAUUGCUAUGGACAGCUUCAAUCACUUCUUGAAUGUUCCGAAAUCAAAGUGCAUUUAGAGAUUGACCAGUAGAUACCUUUAUUUCUUAUGCACAACUAAUUAACAUUGAUGAAGUCAUUUGGUUUACACUGCAAGGAGAAGGGAGGGGAAACAAGCUGUCAAGAAUUUUGGUUGUAGUUUGUGUAAUAUUUUGAAGGAUUUUGAUUCUUUUUGAGAGAAAUGCAGUUAGUGAUUGUGACUAAUGUCAUGUCCAUAUCUCAUAAAAAGAAUAUAUUCUUGAUCAUUUUAUGA
This is a messenger RNA of Cornus florida, 1233 nucleotides long. RefSeq lists its product as uncharacterized. The record is from RefSeq and is a predicted model, not a curated record. NCBI's taxonomy places the organism in Eukaryota, Viridiplantae, Streptophyta, Magnoliopsida, Cornales, Cornaceae. The transcript has 6 exons. Bases 358 to 1014 code for a protein of 218 amino acids.